Messenger RNA from Colletotrichum graminicola M1.001, 2388 nucleotides. Its product is annotated as SH3 domain-containing protein. The coding region runs from base 1 to 2388 and encodes 795 amino acids. NCBI's taxonomy places the organism in Eukaryota, Fungi, Ascomycota, Sordariomycetes, Glomerellales, Glomerellaceae. The record is from RefSeq and is a predicted model, not a curated record. The transcript has 6 exons. Gene Ontology annotation, molecular function: protein binding.
AUGGACGUCGUCGCCGACUUGGCGACCGGUCCCUUUAGGGAGGUCGUAGAAAAGGGCAACCUCGCACUCGAGAACGCAGGCGAUAACAAGGAAAUGCGCUCCGAGAGUCAGAAGCUGGUCAAGGGCGCCGAGCGCAUUCUCAAAAUCAUUGAGCCGCUUUGCGAGCGACACUUGGUGGAGUACGGCGUGGCCUUUACGGAUGCACUCAAGGAUGACAAUGAGAUCGCCGAGUACAGAUCACAGCUGACCGACAUGUUGUGGGAUUUUGACGAUGCCGUCGAGGAGGACGCGUUUGAAAAGGAAAAAUAUGUCGAGCUGCGAGAGCUGUGCAAAAAGACCGGGCUACGGACCGGGGAGAUAUUGAAGAGGAUGAAACUCGAGGCGGCGCCGCGACAGCAGCCCAUCGCUCCGGUUGUCGCGGCGUCACCGCCUGCCGCGACUGAAACUCAGGAUCGAGAUCAAAGAGCUCAAGGCGCCCCCAAGAGAGAGCUCCAGGAAGAAAUCCAAACUCUUAAGCCGGGUCUCACAGUAGAGGAGGUUCGGGAACCGUCGCCUCCGUCAACGGACCCGUGGGAUCUCAAAGUGAGCCCAGCAAUCGAAAUGGGCUUGGAGGCAUCGCUGGGCGACCAUAUCGAGCGUCGGCCGCCCGUUUCCACCAUGAGUUCCCCGGUAUCUGAGCCGGUAAGCCCAGAAGAUACAAGAAGGCUGUCUUAUAGUUCCAGUCGACAGCUCAGCAUGCCAACCGGAAGGAUGCUACCUGAAGAGGAACAGUAUCAUCAAACGAGCCCUCUGGAUAUCUCACAAUCCCCAACCUUGCCAAGGGAUAGGAACUCUCUAGGCGCGCGAGCCCGGACCUCGUCGGCUACCCUUGCUGUGGUGACCGAAGACCAGCCGGUGAAGCCGGACUCUGCACCGUUGCCGCACCGCUAUUCCCAGGCAAGCUCGGUCUACUCUCAAUCGUCCAGACAACGCUCCCAGGAGUCCUUUCACAGCUCCGUCUUCGAUGGUAGGAGGAAUGAUGGCUCCAACAGCCUUGCGAUGACUGAGCAUCGCAUCUCCUCGUCUUCUGGGCAUGGUGGGCAGCUGAGCUCCAUACCUCCUCGCGGGCCUGUUAUGCCGCCAAACUUCCUGUCAGGUAUUUAUGACGGCAUUGAAAGAGUGCCAUUGCUUAUGAACGACGGCGAAGGACUUAUUCCUGUCGAAUCUGAGUCGAGCAAUGCGGCAAAGCCCCUGGCUAUGGUUUCGAGCCGACCGAAGGACUGUAGCAUUGGUCUGAGCAGCUCGUUUUACUUGUACAAGGGGUUUUGCGAGGGUGCGAAAGAAGUGACUCUGGGAGGCCUUGGCAUCAAGAAGAUCAAGAAGCCUGGUUUCUCCGGCGCCCACGAGGUAGCCAAGUGUACCAGCUGCUCGUACGAGCUCGGCUUCAGGCAGGUCCAGCUAGACGUCGACAGAACAGAGCAAGCGAACUUUCUCUCGUGCAGGAUAGCCUACCGCCCGCGGUUCCUCCAGAAGUCCCACGUCGCUACAAAACGCGCCGAUGAACUCCUCUACGGCUGCGUCUUCUGUGUCCACGCCCAGCGGACUCUUGAAGAGUGCGAUGCGACCGUCUUUUUCAGCCAGAAGAAGCUCUUUGAGCACCUGGCACGGCAUCCCCGUCCCUUACCGCAGGUGCCCGGGAUCACGGUCAUCGAAGAGGCUGAAAUACCGCCUGACCUGCGCAACAAUUACGACCUACACUUCCGAGCGCCGCCAAAGGAGAGCUCGCUGGCGGCCAAGCAGACGGAGAUCGCGCUGCGGCCAACCGCGACGGCGACGCAGACGGUGAAGCGCAUGUACGGCAUGCGGCUGCUCUACGACAACACGCCGGCGUUCGAGCUGGCUAACGGAGCGAGAGUUUCGGGGAUCGUGUUCCCGGAGAAGUACAACGGCGAGUGGGUCAUGGGAUGGCACGAGGAGAACUUUGGGUCGGCGCCGUUGGACGUGCUGAAGCUGGAGCCGCCGCCUAAGGGGGAGAUCCGGAUGAACACAACGAGAAACAUCUCGGCGGUGGCGAGGUGGAAGUUUGCGCCGAAGACGAAGGACGGCGGGGACUGGCUGCGGUUCGACCAGGGGGAUAUGAUCACCAACAUCAGCUGGGCCUGGCAGGACCACUGGUGCUGGUCCGGUACCAACGCCAAGGGGGUCUGGGGCAUCUUCCCGCAGACCCAUAUCGACAGCAACACGAUCCACGAGACGUCGGACCGCUCGAGCGUGUCGAGCAGCGAGCGGCGAAGGCGGGCCGAGGGCUUCUUUGGGAGAUUCGCGAGCAAUCGCAAGGCGUCGUCGCAGAGGACGUCGAGCGUGUCAGAGGUCGUCGUGUCAUCCGGCCCGAGACCGACGGUAUUCUAG